AUGGCAGCACCAACCCCGAAAAGUCCCCCCCCCCCCCCCCCCCCAACCCUCCCCUCCCCUCCCUCCUCCUCUGACUCAUCCAUAGAAACUCCUGCGCGUCUCCACCUGACUCACUCCUCCCUGCUCCUCCAGCCGGUCUCCUCCUCUCCCUCCGCCUCACACUCACCCCUCAGCGGCGGCCUCACACCCCCCAGCGGCGGCCUGACACCCGGACGAAGCACCGGCAUGCUGUGGAAGUCCCGGAGCAAGAUCGAGGCCGCGCAGGAGAGCAGCUGCUGCGCCUCAUCUGAUGGAGCGCUGAGCGGGAUCCCGCCCGGACACACCUGUGCGUCGCCUUCACUUCUCGUUCGGGGCUUCCGGAGCUUCCAGAUGUUGAUCCACAGCUACACGGCCAUGGUGAGUGAGACCCGGGGGGCAGGUGCUGGUCUGGGAGCAGGUGAACACCUCACAGACCUCAGAGAGGCUCAGAACCGCGGAUUCGGGGAAAACCGAGAUGAAAAAUUAGUCUCGAACCCACGGCCUCCGCGCUGUGACCGACUUUCCGCGGCCUGCGACACGCCGUCAUGUGCUACCUGCCGGCUUCGUGCGGCCCUGACCUCCGUGACGCGCGCGCAGCGGGGCCACAGGCGGCUGCUGUCAGCGCGCAUCUCUUCACUCAGACUCCGCCGCCUCCGACUCCUGGUCCGGGGGACUCCUGGUCUGAAGGCCUCUUCUUGUCUGCAGGAGCGCGCGGACGGACUCAGCGGCUCCUCCCCGGGGGGGCGCCUCUCCCAGCUGUCCUCCCUCAACCAGGCCGCCUACUCCGCGGCCCCGCCGCUCUGCCACACUCCGGCCUCCGACUUCCAGCCGCCGUACUUCCCCCCGCCGUACCCGCAGUCCUCCCUGCCCUACUCCCAGAGCCAGGACUCGGCCUACUCCCACCUGUCGGACCCCUACCCCUCCAUCAACUCCAUCCACCAGCACCAGCAGGCGGCAUGGCACGCGCAGAGGUCGCGCUCCGAGGAGGGGGGGCUGCUGUCUCAGUCUCACCGGGCGCUGGGCCUGGACCCCCGCAGAGAAUACCCCGCCGUGCCGCGGCUCCUGCACGGCCUCGGAGAGGGGGCGGCGGCUCUGGGGGACGGAGCUCUGGGGAUGCACCUGGGCCACCACGGCCUGGAGGACCUUCAGGGAAUGGAGGAAGGAUCCGCCCUGGGCAUCCUGGACCACUCUGUCAUUAAAAAAGCUCCUGCUUCUACCCUCAGGACGUUAGAGGGCUGUGUGCUGGUAGAGAGCUCAGAGAUAAAUGUAGCCGAGCUGAUGAUGGGGAGGAAAGUGGAGAAAAGUGAGUGCAAAGGAGCUGCUGGAGUGCCCAUCCCGGCCAAGCUGAACGGCUCGGCCCUGUCGGCGCUGUCCAUGGGGAAGGAGGGGCUGGGCAUGGGCGCCGUGUCCAACCCGGCCGAGGUCUUCUGCUCCGUCCCGGGACGCCUGUCGCUGCUCAGCUCCAACUCCAAGUACAAGGUGACGGUGGGGGAGGUGCAGCGGCGCCUGUCGCCCCCCGAGUGCCUGAACGCCUCCCUGCUGGGCGGAGUGCUGCGCAGGGCGAAGUCCAAGAACGGCGGCCGCUGUCUGCGGGAGCGUCUGGAGAAGAUCGGCCUCAACCUGCCCGCCGGGCGCCGCAAGGCCGCCAACGUCACCCUGCUGACGUCGCUGACCGAAUUUCCAGCCAGAGCAACAGCGGAGUACCUGUGCAGGCAGGGCGACCCGGACCAGCUGCCCACCCGCCGCAGCAUGCUGCUGGCCACAAAGGAGAUCUGUAAGGAGUUCCUGGACCUGCUGUCCCAGGACCGGUCCCCGCUGGGCGGCGGCCGGCCGGCGCCCUGCCUGGAGGCCGGCGUGCAGGCCAGCCUGACCCACUUCAGUCUGCUGACCCACGGCUUCGGGGGGCCGGCCAUCGGCGCCGCGCUGGCCGCCUUCCAGAGCUACCUGCUGGAGGCCCUCAAGCUGCUGGACAAGGCCCAGAACGGUGGGAAGGGCCUCCACGACAAGGACCUGAAGCUCCGCAAAUAG
This is a messenger RNA of Menidia menidia (Atlantic silverside), 2046 nucleotides long. The record is from the annotation of a GenBank genome assembly. Lineage: Eukaryota; Metazoa; Chordata; Actinopteri; Atheriniformes; Atherinopsidae.